GAUCCUGGAAUUUGAGAACCCCCAUGUUACCAGCAACAACAAAGGCACGGGGUGUGAGUUUGAGCUGUGGGAUUGUGGCGGUGAUCCAAAGUUCGAGUCUUGCUGGCCAGCCCUGAUGAAGGACUCUCAUGGAGUGGUGAUCAUAUUCAAUGCUGACAUCCCAAGCCACCUGAAAGAAAUUGAAAUGUGGUAUUCCUGCUUUGUCCAGCAGCAGCUAUUACAGGAUACUCAGUGUCUCUUAAUUGCACACCACAAACCAGGCUCUGGAAGCGAUAGAGGAAGCCUGUCUUUGCGUAAGGAGACUGGAAUUUCUCCUUUCUUUUGA
This is a messenger RNA of Trichechus manatus latirostris (Florida manatee), 325 nucleotides long. It is a transcript of the gene IFT22, whose product is annotated as intraflagellar transport 22. The transcript is spliced from 2 exons. The annotation marks the transcript as partial. Gene Ontology annotation, molecular function: GTPase activity. Gene Ontology annotation, cellular component: endomembrane system. Gene Ontology annotation, biological process: intracellular protein transport. The record is from RefSeq and is a predicted model, not a curated record. Lineage: Eukaryota; Metazoa; Chordata; Mammalia; Sirenia; Trichechidae.